CUUGCCUCUCUGGGUGUGUAAUCUGGCAAGAGUGAGUCAUUCACAUGUUCAGCAUUUAAAUUAAAAUGAGAGAGCAGGGCAGGAGAAGGUGGGAGGAGAGAAACAAAACACCACAAAAUCCCUGAAAAAAUAAAGCAAGAGAUGUUACAACCCGAAUUGGUAAAUAUAAUUCAUAGUUACCAGAAGUGUGAGAAAUUAAUCUUACUUUCAUCAACACUACUUUCUAAUAAUUGUCCUGCAAUAAUUUUUGUAGCCAAAGUGCAGAUAUUAAGGGGAUUUUUGGUUGGUUGGUUUUUGGUUUUUUUGUUUGUUUGGUUGGUUUUUUGGGUUUUUUUGUGGUUUGGUUGGUUUUUGGGGUUUUUUUGUUUGUUUGUUUCUGUUUUUUGGUUUGUUUUAAAAAAAAAAUGACAAACCCUCUGGCUUAGCUUUAGUGGUAGUUACACACUUAACCUCUAGAAUGUUAAGGAUGAAAGUAAUAUGCUUGAAUUACCAGAACAAGGACAUUCUAAUACAAGAUUACUUUGUUUGUCUUUCUCAAAAUGCUGUAGAUAACAUUAAGAUUUAGUUUAUGUGGAGUUAAAAGGGUAGUUGUUCUUACUCACCCCUUCAAAAGGCAUAUAUCUUUAAAAGUAGGGGGAAAAAAGGAAAAGCUUUAAUAGAGGUGUUAGUAUUAAAUACCUGUAUAAUGUAUGCCUUCUUAUUUGCUUUACUGUUAAGAAGUAAACUCCCCUAUACAAAUUAAACACUAGAAGGAAGGAAAACAAAACAAUCCUCACUGUAGCUGAAGAAACUGUAUUUUACAUUUUGCUAAUUUGCCAGCAGCUGUGUAGAAACAGGAGCAAUACUUAACUCCCAGUAGUAGUUAGUUAAUAAACUCAUUCCCUCUUUAUGUUUUAAAAUGUUUAGCCCAACUAAACAGUUGUUGCCAGAUUUGCUUUUACAUGUACAGUGCAUCUUUUAAUAGCUGUUUGAAAUGAUAAGCAGAAUACUCUUUGGACUUCUCAGCAAAACUUUAAUAUACUUUGUGUAUAUUAAAUUAGGAUAAGCAAAAAAGGGAACAAAGCAAACAUCAAAGUCUGUCCUAAUGAAGUAAAAUUAAACAUCAGUCUGUAACUGAACAGGAUCAAGAUAUGCUUGAGCUGUCAUGACCUUAUAACAGGUAAUUUGUAUCAUUUAUGUCAGGUUGAAAGUGGAUUGUUAGGGUCUGUGUGUCACAAAGCAGUACGAUUCCUGCAAGACGAGGCAGAUUUAAAUUUUGUACUUCAGCUGAAUAUCCAAGGAGAUCUGGUAGAGAUUGCUUUGGUAAUGGCAUUUGGUCCUACAAACUUGUCUAAGGGUUAGAUCAUAAAAAUCUGGGUUUUUUGCAAUCCCUAAUUUUAUUGCAGUUUAUCAGAAAUGUAAUUUGAUUACAGAACACACAAUGACAUUUGCCACUAACAUUUCUUUAAAUAAGUUAAUUAAUGUGGUCAAAGAUGCAAGUUGCAGUCUCUCUGAGACAUCUGUAAGAAACAAAGUGGGAGUGGAGUUCACUUUUUUAAUUCAAGUCUUGUGCUGCAACACUUGUCUUUUAACAUGAAGAGUGAAUUUUCACUGUGCUAAGAAAAAACAUUUGUGAGGCUUUCACUUGGUGCUAGUAAGGUAGUUGCAUGACCUGUGACUGGAAUUUCAGUGCAUUUCACAUUUCUCUUGUUAAAAGGUAAAGACCAUGACUGGUAGUACAGGGGGAAAAAACUGUGUAGACAUUAUGCUGGUAUAAAAUGUUUAACUAUCUUUUGAAUUCAGCUACUCGUUCUGACUCACUGCUCUCCAGCAAUGAAGCACUUUUUAAGGAGACCGUGCAAAGAUGAAGUGGAUUCACAGAGUUUGAAGUUAUCCCUGCAGUUCAGAUAAAAUUAGGCAUACAUUCUCCUAGGAAAAAAAAAAAAAAAAAAAAAAAAAGGCCACCAACCCACAUGGAAUCCAGUAGCUGUACUGUUAGUACAGUGUCCAUUUAGUUUCUUGGUUUGGAAUUAAAUCUCACAUCCUCUUCCAGGAACAAUCAGCAUUACUGUAAGAGUGGGCAGCUAUAAAGCUUUCCUGCAAUUGUUUUGGUAGUGCUUUUAAAGGAGAGCUGUCCCUGAGCUUUGACUCAGCUCCAGAGGUACAGCAGCAGCAUUAAGCCUUGAGCCCUGUGUCACUUCUUGUUUUUUAAAGCUGGCUUGUCAGAAGUUGCUUUUGUUCAGAAGAUCCUGCCAGUCCCUUCUGUACUGUUCAAAGUUGUACCUACUGACUUGAAGCAUUUUUGUAUGAGUUCCCAGCAGCACCUCUCUGUCAGUGCAGCUGGUUACUGGUGCUGCAGUGAAGCUAAAUUGCCUUGGUUUCGCUGCUGCUUGAGAGACCCUGUCUCUUCCUGGCUUUCCAGUAGAGCUGUGUGUUCCCAUUCUGUAGACAUUUCCCCUUCUUUAUUAAGGUGUUGGAGGAGUAGGUGAGAAGUACUUUUUUUUUUCUUUAAGGCAAGCAUUGUAGUACAGUUUUUCUAAAUAUCCAUUAAAAUGUUCCACCCUUUCUCUCCUCAAGCUUGAACCUUCCUAGUCCCUUGAACCAGCUGUAUGCUGUUACUACCGUGUGUAUUACCAGUACUGCUACUCCUCUGUGUUUGGUCUUAGAGAAUGGAUCCACCUGGCAAGGAUAACAGUAACCAGCAAUGAUCCUGUAGCAACUCCAGUGCUAACAAUAGGAACACAAACUGCACAGAGGGAAGAUGAUCUCCAAGCAUGGACUGCAUAGCUGGGGGAAAAGGAUAUUUCUUCUCCUAGAAGCACUUUUACCACUGCUAACUUUCUUGAAGUUUUCAGACUUUCCUGAGGAAAACAGUAGAGAUCUUACAAAGAUGAAGGAAGUGCAAGAUAAAAGAGCAAGUGCAGAAUUUCAAAACCAGGUUUUGCAGUGAAGUCAGUGUAGUCAGGUGUUACUGGGCAGUUGUUGCCUUGAGGAUACUUGGUGUGUUUGUUUUAGGUGUGUGAAUGAAGUAGUUAGGAGUUUCUUACAUCCAAGACCUAAAGCAUUUCACUGUAGCUCCUUACCAUUAAUUCAGUGAGUUAACAGGCUCUGAUGCAUUUGUUCUGUUGGUGCGUACUGUGGUCGCAGAGGCAGAAGCUACCUUUCUUGUGAUUACAAUCCCUCGGUCAGUCAGGCGUGCGAGCUGCCCGCAUUCCCGGGAGCGCUCCCCGGGAAGAGGGGCAGGCCCGGCCAGCGCGGCGUUCAAACCGCUCAUCCCGACACCCCCCGCGACGGGCCCGCCCGCCGUUCAUUGGCUCCGCCGCGGCACUGCCGACUUCCCAUUGGCGGGGCUGCCGCGGUGCCCCGCCCCCAGCCGCCGGUGGCGCGGCUCUGGGCACUGCCGCGGGCGCGGCGCCCGCCCGCCAUGGCGCUGCUGCUGCUGCAGCUCCUGCGGCGGCUGCUGCGCUACCUCGGCUGGCCGCACCAGCAGGCCGCGUUUUUUGAAACUCACGCGUUUGGCAGCAGUAUCAGUCGUGCUCUCGGAACAUGCCUUCCUUCAGCAGCCUCAUCGGGAGGGCAUUUCCAGCAGUUAUAUGCUGUCAUAAGGAAGUAUCAGGCCAAGGUAACAUCUGUUUGCAAAAAAAAGGAAUAUGGAUCUACUCGAAGUGUUGUCCGUAGACUUGGGACAAUUCUGUCCUUGGAGCCCUACCCCAGACCUUACUUUCAAUUUGUUCAAGACCCAAGUCCAUUGGGUUAUGAUGAACAAAGUGCAGCUCCAGCUCCUGUGGCUCCAUCACUUGCUGAUGUCCUGUGGGUGGCAAAUGACGAAGGACAAGCAUGUACUAGACUUAGGACUGAAUUGAGGAGAAAAGAGAAAAGUACAGCUCCUCCUGAUCCAUAUCCACGUCUGGAUUCAAUACAGCGCAUUCCAAAAAACAGUGCACAAAAAGUCGGUGUGGAUCAAGCAGCACUCCAGAAAAUUUCUGCACUUGAAGAUGAGCUGACCUUUCUUCGUGCUCAGAUUGCUGCAAUUGUUUCAGUGCAGACCUUGGGAAGCAUUCCCUCAAAAGCCUUUAAAACACUCAGCACUCCAGAUGGAUUUUACCCACUGCCAGCCAUGACUUCUACACCAUUGUCCGUCUCUCACCAUCACUUUGUAAUUCCCUCGCCUCCUCCACUUCCUUCUGGUGCACCAUCUGGUGUUGAUGCUAGUAAUUCUGCACUGGAACUUAUCAAACAACGCCGAGCUGCAAGAAACAGCGAUUCAGCUGCAGCGAACAAUACUGAUCACCAGAGGACAAAUACCUUUCCCAGUAUGAUGGAUGUUUUGAAAGACCUAAACAAAGUUCAGUUGCGAGCUGUUGAGAGGUCUCCUGGAGGUACACCUCUUUCUAGACCCAAAAAGAUGCAAAGUUCAGAUUGGGAUCCCAUUGCUGUACUAACUCACGCUCUAAAGCAGAAGUUUGCACAUCAAAAUUAUGAUGAAGACGAUUCCCUGGACAAAGAAAAUAAUUCUUUUGAUAGCUCUCCAUUUUCUAGUCCUGAGGUGCCAGUGGUUGGGUGCUGCAGUCUGAAGCCAAAUGCAAAACUCAGCCUUACAAGAACUGAUGGAGUUAAGCAGGUACCAGCGUGGAAAGCAAGAGCUCACAUAUAGUGGAGACUUCCAAGGAAAGUUCAGUGUAUAUGGGUGGUGGGUCUACUUGGAGACUGCUGUAAGGUGCUGUAAUGUGUUGUUCCAGAUCAUGCCUUCCUAUGUUGAAGUUUGGGUGUUUCAGGGUUUGUGAAAUUACCUCUUCCUUCUCUCUGGUUUCUCAGUAGCCAAACUUGUGAAUGUGAUGCUUUUACAAGAAGCAGAGAACUGAGAGAAGGUUUCUAUUGCUAUGGAGCAGUGCCUUUGGAACCUGGGGAAUUCAAGAAAGCAGUGUGUAGGGGAGGAAAACAAAGAUUUAUUGCUGUGGGAGCUGAGGUAUAUGCUCUCUUUGCACUCCAGUGUAAAUAACAAGGAAGUGUAAAGUUUUUGUAAGUGUGUUAUAACUACUGUAUAUAAUGGUAAUACUUUUUCAUGAGAGAGGCAUAGUUGCCUUGGUUUUCUUUGCAGUUUACUGAUGCAACUCCUUACUCCAUGUUCAAACAGUUUUCUAAUUUAUUUUAGGUCAGGAGAUGAACUUCCUCAUUUGUGGAAUUUUGUGCUGUGACUAAAUGGCAGGUCAUUUAUUAAAUGCCUGUAAUAUGAGGGAGUUGCAUUCUGAGGUAAAAAAGACCUUGCAGAGAGAUCUUAUAGCACACAGUCUAAAUUCCAUAUGUAAUUAAAUAUUAAUUUCUGUCUUGGUAUGUGCAUGUGAACUCAGUUUUGUUCAUGAGAGCUUAUAAAAUAAAAUUCUCUUUAUAUUGUAGAUGUGUGUGGUAGUGGCCUUUUGUGUUGCAGACUCUUUUGGAUCUUAAGAACUGAUCAUAUUAGACAAGUUCUUAAAUUAUCUAAAACUAAUUAAAGAACAACUAGUAUUUUUUCCUACCAGAGUAGGACUGACUUAAUAAAGCCACUUAUUUACAAAUUUAUUAAGAUCCAUUGGUUACAGGAGCUGCUUUCACCUAAUCUUUUGUCUAAUGAAAAACCCAAAUCCUGUCAGACUGUUGAAUGUGUCCUUUAUAUCCCAUGUGUCUUCUAUUUCUCUGCUCACUUUCAUGGAGAAGACUGACAGCUGCAUCCCCUCUUACUGCUGAGUCUUAUUUGCACUGUUGUAAGAAAUUAUUGUGCAAAUACCAUACUUGCAUUUUGGUUUUAAAAAUUGUCUUUUGACUAAAACUGGACCUUAAUUGAUUUGGUAUAUUAUGCUUCUAAAAUUAAAUCCUCUAUGCAUUUAUUUCUUCUGGAUUUAGUAAUUAUUGAACUUUAUCAUAUUCUCCCAUUCAUUGGUUGGUCUGUAACAGUUUGGCCUUCACUUUCCUCCAAAAUAAGCAUUUGUUCCUUUCUCUACCUAAACUUGGUAAUUGCUAUGAGAUCUGUACAGAAUAUCCAGCUCAUCCCCAUACUGGAUCAUUUUACCCUGUUCCAUCAAAGCUCCUCAUUGUAUUUUGUCUGCUGCUCUGGUCUCUGCUGUGCAGGAGCAGCAGGCAGUGACAGUGAAGGAAGUCCAUGUGGUGUCUGCUGAAGUGGACACGCAGGCAGGUGAGAGCCAGUGAGCAUAAGGGCUGUGAAUUGGCUCCCUCUUGUUCAGUAUCUGCAGUGCAGUGAGUGCAAGUGAUCUCCUGCUCGAUGUCAGCAUUCCUAGAUCCAGGGGGUUUCGGAGGUUGUGGCCCUGCUGUUGUGACUGACAAGCAGAAUGGAAUUCCUUCUUUGAGCGACUGAAUUGUGUGCAAGGCCAUAUGGUAGUUACGUCAGUUGCUUUAUUUGACCAACAGUUUCUUCUCUUCAUGAAGAACAAUUAGUUUGGACUCCUUUUGCAAUUUUUCUGUUCUCCCCAGAGUUUGUCAUUUAACUACAAGUUAGGCCAACAGGAGCGGUUUGCGGUGAGAAUUUUGACUUUGGAAGAGUAUUUUCAUUUUAGAAGGGACUUCUGAGAAAUUUCUUAGUACCUCUUAACACAAUCUAGUGCCAGAAGUAUCUGCAAAUUUUAGUGAGCUGUGUGACCCUUGUGGUUGUUGGAUACUGUCUGAUUUUUGUCAUUUUGAUGUGAAUUGCGCAGUGAUGCAGUUCAUAGCUGACCCACUUCCUUAGCAAAAAGAAUAAGUAGUGGACCAUGUGAUUUUUAUUUCCCCACCUACACAUAUUACAAGAACAGAUUCUUUAUUUUAUGUAGUUCCAGAUGUAAAGAAGUCUGUGGGUGGUAUCUGGUAACAUCUGACAGUUUUUAAUACCAAGAAGUUGGAAAGCUUAGCAAAAAUUAGUAAUGAAAAGUUCUAUCACUCAUUGCAGAGGUUUUUCUCCCUUUUCAUAACUGAUGGAAAUGCAGCUUUGUCAUCUUAUUUUCUUUGACUAAAACUCCUGUAUCAACAUCUGGGAAGCAGCUUUAGGUUCUCUGAAGUUUCCUGUGCCCACCUAGAAUCCAUUCCAUGUUUUUCCUACAAAUGCCCUUGUUUACAUAAUGUCCCUGACCAAAUUGCUCAGUCACAGUGCAACUCAAGAGUUGUGCUAUUGAUGUGGGAGAGGAGGAGGAGACUCAGGAACACAAGGGCUCUAUUGGUCUGCUGGCAUAUCUUGUGAAAGGUUGUGCCUUCUUAUCACUGAAGUCUGAAAAACUUACACUCCUACCACUCCACUUUUUGGGCAGGAUGUCUUCCUUCAGGAGAUGCUGGAGUGGUUGCUGGAAUGGAAGUUGGUUUUGCUUUUCUGCCAGAAAGACUUAAAAAGUAUGUAUAUGAUAUCCAGCUGAUAAAAUUGAAAUGAGUAAAUGUUUCAGAUGUCUUGAGUAAAAGGACUAGAAGGAAAAGUAGUCCUUUAAAUGCAGUCCUUUAAAAACAUUUUUACAGAUUUUCUUCUAGGAGAUCCUAAAAGAUUUGAGUUCUCUAUCAGUGAGCUCCCCAUUACAAGGAGACUAAUGAAUACAAUUACCUGACAAUUAUUGUCAGAAUAUCACUGCUGACACAUUCCUGUGAUAUACCAGACCUGUCCAGAUAAUCACUACUUUGUGAGAGACAAUUAAUAUAUAUUUUCAUAUGUAUUAAUCAUUAUAUGAAUAUAUAUUUAUUAAUUAAUCUAUAUACUCUCCCUGUAUGUGUAGGUACAGAGUUUUUGGAUAGAGCAGAGAGUAUGCCACAGUAUUCACUGCCCUCAGUCAAGUCUUCUUGUUAGGAAUUAAUUACACUGUUCUUUAGUCCCACCUAAAUAGUAAAAUUAUAUAUAGGGUUCUUGGAAAAGCCAAACUGACAAAGGGAACCUGCUAGGCAAGUUAGCCUUGAGUCACUGAUCAGUUGCCUUGGGGAAAGGAAGUUCUACAGGCAAGACUAUUGAAACAACUGAUGUCCCAGUGUUAAGCAAGAGCUGCAGCCAAAUUUCACUUCCACUUUAUCUGAAAUGUGUUUGCCAGUGACUGUAGGUACCUGGGAGAUAUUUAUCAUCCUGAUUCCUCUACCAGGUCCUCAGACCCCUAUGUUUUUUACCAGUACAUUUUUCAUAGUGACACUGACUUCAGCUACAUCUGUAUCACCUUCCAGGUGUAUCUGAAUAAUCUAUUAAUUAAUUAUGUAUAAUAUUUUAGAGCAUUGUUGCACGUCUGUGUGAGAUUGAAUAGUUUACAGUGAGGAAGGUGCCCUGCUGUGCCUGUUGUGUGCAGGCAAAGAAGGAUUGGUGGAUGAUGUGAUGGUUGGAGAUAUCUUGGGCACAGUAAUCACAGCGCACUAGCAUUUUCAGUUCUCAGAGAAGGAAGGAGGGGAGUUAACAGUUCUGCUAUCCUGGACUUCUGCAGGACAGACUUUGGCUUGUCUAGGAGACCCAGUGAAUCUCUUGGGGGACAGUCCCAGAAGGCAAAGUACUCCAGGAAAGAUGGACAUUCUUCAAGAAGCAAGUGCUACUGGCAGAGGAGGAGGUGAUUCCCAUGGACUGAAAGAUUAGCUGGUGGGGAAGACCUGUCUGGCUGGACGGAGAGUUUUUGGCCUAUGACCUUUGGAAGAAGGGGCAGGUAACUCAGGAGGACCACAAGAAUUUUGUGAGGUAAUCAGGGAGAAAAUUACAAUAGUCAAAGCCCAGCUAAAAUUUAGUCGGACUACUGCAGUAAAGAAAUGUUUCUCUAGAUAUAUUAGUAAUGACAGGAGGGCCAAGAAGAAGCUCCAUCCUUUUCUAGGUGUGGGGAGAAACAUAGUGACAAAGGACCUGGAAGAGGCUGAGGUUCUUAAUGCCUUCCUUCUGUAAUCCUUUAAUAGCUAGACCACUUGUCCCCAGGUACGCAGCCCCCUGAGCUGGAAGACAGGGACAGGGAGUGGAAUGAAGCCCCCAUAAUCCAAGGGCAAGUAGCCAGUGACUUGCUGCCACACUUGGACACUCACAAGUUUAUGGGGCCAGAUGGGAUCCACUCAAGGGUACUGAGGAAGCUGGUGGAAAUGCUCACCGAGUCACUUUCUGUCAUUUGUCAUCAAUCUUGGCUAAUUGGGGACUUGAGUAAAGCCUUUGACAGUUUCCCACAGCAUUCUCCUGGAGAAACUGGCUAGUCAUGGCUUGUACAGAUGCACUGUGAAAACCUGGUUGGUGCGUGGAGCCAGCUGGUCACUAGUAGGAUUUCCCAGUUCUGUCUUUAUCUCAAUGUGGGGAUUGGGUAUAUUCUCAGUAAGUUCACAGAUGACACCAAGUUGUGUGGGAGUGUUGAUCUGCUGGAGGGCAGGAAGGCUCUGCAGAGAGAUCUAGAGAGGUUGGAUCAAUGGGCCAAGGCCAACUGUCUGAGAUUCAACAAGGCCCAGUCCAGGUCCUGUCCUUGGGUCACAACAACCCCUUGCAGUGCUACAGUCUGGGGACAGAGCAGCUGGAAAGCCACCUGACAAAAAAAAGACCUGUGGGUAGUGGUUGGCAGUGUCUGAACAUGAGCCAGCUGUGCCCAGGUGGCCAAGAAGGCCAAUGGCAUUCUGACCUGUAUCAGGAAUAGUGUGGCCACCAGGACCAGGGCAGUGACUGUCCCCCUGUGCUUCGCACUGGUGAGGCCACACUUUGAGUUCCGUGUCCAGUUUUGAGCCCCUCACUGCAAGAAAGACAUGGAGGUGCUUGGGUAUGUCCCAAUAAGGUCGAGUUCAAAGAUGUGAAGAUAAAGCAUGUAGCUUAACUAGCAGGAAUAGGAUAGCUGUUAUAAAUUACCAAUAGAGAAAGAAGAAAUUUUUCAUUAUUUCUCAAAAUACUUUGUAGUAUGAAACUGAAGUCACUCUAUAUUAACAGUAUAGUAAACAAACCAGGUAUGUUAUAGUUGUAUAGAAGAGUUUUUGUAAAAAAAGGAAGAAUCUUAUAAAGUCAGAAAUAGUGGAUGUGUUAGAAAGAGUAUUUAAUCUAUGUAAAAAGAAACAUGACACGAAUCAAUGCUUGUAUCUGUUUGCGUUAAUUAUUCUGCUUUUGUGUUUUGUGAGUUAGCCAAAUGUGAAAGGCACAAUCUGGAAGGGUCUUUGACAGGCUUGCUGUUUGUAGAUGUUUCAGUGGUUUAAAGCAAUGUACAUUGUUCUCCAUAGUUAUGCCUUGAAACACUUUGUUUAGGAACUCAGUCUUGAAUUGUGGUGCUAGUUUUCACAAUAUCUAUAACUAUAUUGUGAGUAAAGGCUAAAGAUGACAGCUGUCCUCCUACUUCAGAGAAAUUUGGCACAUGUCAGUAUUAUUUGGCUGGAUUAUUUACAAAUUUUGAUUAUAAUAAUCAAAAGGCCCUUCUUUUGAUAUUCAUUAUUUUCCCCAAUAAUGCUGUCAUCAGGGCCUCUCCUUCUGUAUUGGAAAUUUGAAUUCUUUUUUUUUUUUUGGCACAUUGAAAGAACAAUAGCAUGGUGCUUUUGUUCCAGCUGUGUUUCUAGACCUCCUUACAUUUUAAUUUCUGCUUACAUUUUCAUCCAGCCUGGAAAGCUAAAGUAGGCCUUAAAAGCAAAUUAUUUAUGUAUUUUAGGAAGAGUGUUCAGACUUUCAUUGGUUUUGGCAUGGAUAUAUUCUGACCUUUUGUUUAAGGCUAAUUUUAGGCAUUUGAUUUCAAUGGGACACAAGCAAAAGCAGCAGUCUAAAUUCUCUCUGUAGGUAACAGAGACAUGGCAGUAUAGUCUGCAGGGGUGGAGCUGACACUGAUUGCUUCAAACUGCUGAUCAACUAAAAAUGUCUUAGAUUAAAAGACAUUUAAAUAUCUUUUAAAAUAAUUGAUACAGUUGUUACAUUUUGCAGAUGAACUGCAUGGGUUUAACCACAAGAGAGCAGUAUCAUACCAGGUCUAUGUGGCAAGUCUUAAACUAAAAGAAAUUCUGCUUUGUCAGCAUAAAGUCUCACAACAAAAUUUUAAUCCCUUUAUCUUUUUAUUUUUAUAGUGGUAUACACUAAAUUGUAGGGGUAGAUGAUUUUAUCUUAUUAGCAUUAUGAUGAACUGUAUUUAUGUGCACUUGGAUUAGUAAAAAGUCAAUACCUGGCUCAUUUAUUCUCUUCACAAAAUAAAACUGCUACUUCAUUUUCUGGGAGAACAGGCUGAAAAUUUUAUGUGGUGAGUUAGAGAAGAGCUUGACCUGGCAGAAUUUUUUUUCUGAAAAAAUAUCCUCUUUAUCCCAUGUGAAAUGGCCAUUGGAGAUUUCUCUUUGUGGUCCAGUAUGCACAUAACUUCUAGCUUAUACAAGUGAAAAUAUGCUGCUUUUUACU
This is a messenger RNA of Motacilla alba alba, 11263 nucleotides long. It is a transcript of the gene MTFR2, whose product is annotated as mitochondrial fission regulator 2. NCBI's taxonomy places the organism in Eukaryota, Metazoa, Chordata, Aves, Passeriformes, Motacillidae. The coding region runs from base 3404 to 4633 and encodes 409 amino acids. Gene Ontology annotation, biological process: aerobic respiration; mitochondrial fission. The transcript has 8 exons. Gene Ontology annotation, cellular component: mitochondrion. The record is from RefSeq and is a predicted model, not a curated record.